Penaeus monodon (black tiger shrimp) is the source of this 2089-nucleotide messenger RNA. RefSeq names its product heat shock 70 kDa protein cognate 4-like. Gene Ontology annotation, cellular component: cytoplasm. NCBI's taxonomy places the organism in Eukaryota, Metazoa, Arthropoda, Malacostraca, Decapoda, Penaeidae. The record is from RefSeq and is a predicted model, not a curated record. The transcript is spliced from 3 exons. Gene Ontology annotation, molecular function: ATP binding; misfolded protein binding; ATP hydrolysis activity. Bases 95 to 1999 code for a protein of 634 amino acids. Gene Ontology annotation, biological process: cellular response to unfolded protein; protein refolding.
UAAGCAGCCUUCAGUUUACCUCCAGAGUGAACACGGAGAAAGACACUUGUUAAGUAAAUCUCGGGCGGAUUCUAUACCAAACCAGACCAGAAGAAUGGCAGCUCCAGCUAUCGGCAUCGACCUGGGCACCACCUACUCGUGCGUGGGAGUGUUCCAGCACGGCAAGGUCGAGAUCAUCGCCAACGACCAGGGCAACAGGACCACGCCCUCCUACGUCGCCUUCACCGACACCGAGAGACUCAUCGGAGACGCCGCCAAGAAUCAGGUGGCCAUGAACCCUAACAAUACAGUAUUUGACGCUAAACGUCUUAUUGGCCGCAAAUUCGACGACCCAACCAUUCAAAGUGACAUGAAGCACUGGCCUUUCACUGUCAUCAACGAGGGAGGCAAACCAAAGUUAAGGGUCGAGUUUAAGGGAGAAAACAAGACCUUCAACCCUGAGGAGAUCUCGUCCAUGGUGCUCACCAAGAUGAAGGAGACAGCCGAAGCCUACCUAGGAAAGACUGUCAAGGACGCCGUGAUCACGGUCCCCGCCUACUUCAACGACUCCCAGCGACAAGCUACAAAAGAUGCUGGAGCCAUCGCGGGCAUCAACGUUCUUAGGAUCAUCAAUGAACCCACAGCCGCCGCCAUUGCUUAUGGACUGGACAAGAAAACUGGUGGAAAAGGAGAACGAAACGUGUUGAUCUUCGACCUGGGAGGCGGUACCUUCGACGUGUCCAUCCUCAGCAUCGACGACGGAGUGUUCGAAGUCAAGUCGACCGCAGGAGACACUCACUUAGGCGGCGAGGACUUUGAUAACAGAAUGGUAAAUCAUUUUACUCAAGAAUUUCAGAGAAAAUAUAAAAAGGAUAUGACAAGUAACAAACGCGCACUUCGACGUCUCCGAACUGCCUGUGAACGAGCCAAGCGAACACUCUCUUCCUCCACACAAGCCAGUCUGGAAAUCGACUCUCUCUUCGAGGGAAUCGACUAUUAUACAUCCAUCACUCGUGCAAGAUUCGAAGAGCUUUGUUCCGACCUUUUCCGAGGAACUCUAGAACCAGUGGAGAAAGCUCUCCGAGACGCCAAGUUAGACAAGAGUACUAUCCAUGACAUCGUCCUUGUUGGAGGCUCAACGCGCAUCCCCAAGGUGCAAAAACUCCUUCAGGAUUUCUUCAACGGCAAGGAGCUGAACAAAUCCAUCAACCCAGACGAAGCUGUGGCAUACGGAGCUGCAGUUCAGGCAGCCAUAUUGCGUGGGGAUCAAUCCGAAGGUGUAAAGGAUGUACUGCUCCUGGAUGUUGCUCCCCUGUCUUUGGGUAUCGAGACAGCCGGUGGAGUUAUGACAGCCUUAAUCAAACGAAACACUACAAUUCCUACAAAACAACAACAGACAUUUACAACAUACGCAGAUAACCAGCCAGGGGUAUUGAUCCAAGUGUACGAAGGCGAACGCGCCAUGACAAAAGAUAAUAACUUGUUGGGGAAAUUCGAGUUGAGUGGAAUCCCACCAGCGCCGCGAGGAGUGCCGCAAAUCGAAGUCACCUUCGAUGUUGACGCCAACGGUAUCCUUAACGUGUCAGCUGUCGACAAAUCUACAGGGAAGGAGAAUAAAAUCACCAUCACCAACGACAAGGGUCGUCUGAGCAAAGAGGAAAUCGAGAGGAUGGUCAAUGAGGCAGAGUCAUAUCGCGAGGAGGAUGCAAAGCAGAGAGAACGAAUUGAUGCCAAGAACCGUCUGGAGUCCCUGUGCUUCAGCGUCAAGUCUGCCGUAAAUGAAUCCUCAGUUGCUGACAAACUAUCGGCUGACGAGAAACGCUCCGUGGAGGAGAAGGCAGACGAGACGCUGAAGUGGCUGGACGCGAAUCAGCUGGCAGAGAAGGACGAAUACGAGUACAAGAUGAAGGAGUUGGAGCAGGUGUGGCGACCGCUGGCUAGUAAAGUCCACGGAGCAGGAGGAGCCCCAGGGGGCGGUGCUUCUUCCGGCAAGGGCCCGACAGUCGAAGAAGUUGAUUAAUGCCAGGGAACGACAAGACAAUAUUGAAUGCAUUAAACUGUGGUUUGAGUUUUUCAUUAUUUAUAUCAAUAAAUAGUUAAAACGUUUCUA